UCGCAUUUAAAAUCCGCGCUUGCGCCGAGAGAAAAGAUCGAUGUGUUUAUCAACAAACCGAUGGUAUAAUCGUCUAUUUAUUUAAUUAAUUAUGGCUCAAAAACACAUUUAAAUGAAUUAAUCAUUCGCUUGCGAUAGUGCGCGCGUUAAAUUUAACUCGCAACGAGAAUGACAAUAACCUGCAAUCGAAGAACAAUAGUCUACUUCCUUUCCAUACUUAACCUGGUAUGGGGCUACCUGAAUCCAAUUAUACUCAUACCGGGCGACGGCGGCAGCCAAGUCGAAGCCAAACUGAACCGCACAAAUGUCGUACACUACAUAUGCGAAAAACAAACCAAAGACUACUUCAACAUCUGGCUCAACAUGGAACUGCUGGUGCCUCUGGUCAUCGAUUGUUGGAUAGACAACAUCAAGCUCACCUACGACAACGUCACAAGAACCACGAGAAACGCAGAAGGAGUUGACAUUCGGAUACCCGGAUUUGGGCAAACCGAGACUGUUGAGUGGCUGGAUCCAAGUCAUGCAAGUAGUGGAGCCUACUUCAAGGAUAUCGGUAAUCUUAUGGUCAGUCUUGGACAUGAGAGGAAUAAGAGUCUCAGGGGUGCCCCAUAUGACUUCAGAAGAGCUCCAAAUGAGAAUCAGGAGUUUUUCGUAAACCUGAAGAAGCUCAUUGAAGAUACAUACAGUAUGAAUGGCAACACCCCAGUCAUCCUCUUGGCUCACUCCAUGGGUGGGUUGAUGUCCUUGCACUUUCUGAAUCAACAAACCCAAAAAUGGAAGGACCAAUACAUUAAAAGUUUGGUGACUCUAAGUGCUGUUUGGGGAGGAUCCAUGAAGGCUAUCAAAGUGUAUGCUAUUGGGGAUGACUUAGGUUCAUAUGUUUUGAGAGAAAGUGUGUUGAGGGCUGAACAAAUUACAUCACCCAGUUUGUCUUGGUUGUUGCCUUCCAAGCUUUAUUGGAAACCUGAUGAAAUACUCAUUGAAACUGAAAAGAAGAAUUUCACUAUUAAUGAUCUGAAAGAAUUUUUUAAUGACAUAGCAUUUCCUGAUGGUUGGGAAAUGAGACAAGAUACUGAGCCAUAUCAACUAAAUUUUAAACCACCUGGUGUUGAAGUUCAUUGUCUUUAUGGAGUAAAUGUAAACACUGUGGAAAAAUUGAGCUAUAUUAGACAUCAAAAGUGGUAUUCAUUAAACCGUUUCCGUUAUAGAUUGCACUAUAAACCGGGCACAUGGCUGGACGGUUACCCCACUUUGAUUUACGGUGACGGGGACGGUACCGUUAACAGGCGAUCGUUGGAGGGUUGCCUCCACUGGCGUAGCCUCCAGAAGCAAAAGAUUCACGUGAUUCCGUUCGAAAAGGUCGAUCAUUUGCAAAUAUUGAACAAUCCAGAUGUAUUAGAUUAUUUGGCAGCUUUGGUUAAUGGAAUUUGAAACGAAUUUUUAGUUGGUUUGGGUGGAAUGCCGCGUCUGUUUAUUUAUUUUGUCUUCCUUGCUCUCUUAUGAUGUGAUAACUGGUAUUUUGUUAAUAAAUAUUUUUUCGAAUUA
Aethina tumida (small hive beetle) is the source of this 1545-nucleotide messenger RNA. RefSeq names its product phospholipase A2 group XV. Gene Ontology annotation, biological process: lipid metabolic process. NCBI's taxonomy places the organism in Eukaryota, Metazoa, Arthropoda, Insecta, Coleoptera, Nitidulidae. The transcript is spliced from 5 exons. The record is from RefSeq and is a predicted model, not a curated record. The coding region runs from base 169 to 1431 and encodes 420 amino acids.